Centruroides sculpturatus (bark scorpion) is the source of this 3114-nucleotide messenger RNA. RefSeq lists its product as uncharacterized. Lineage: Eukaryota; Metazoa; Arthropoda; Arachnida; Scorpiones; Buthidae. Gene Ontology annotation, cellular component: membrane. The annotation marks the transcript as partial. The transcript is spliced from 15 exons. The record is from RefSeq and is a predicted model, not a curated record.
GGUAUAUCGUAUUCAACAAUGCGGAUUAACUGAAAAAAUUGAUAGAGACAUUCUUUAUGAAAAAACAAGAAUCGACUCCUUCUACGAUGAUAAGACAAUCGAUACUAAUAAUGAAGAACCUCUGAAAGUGGACGAUAUUACGGGUCUACUCUAUUUAUUACUUGCAGGAUAUUUGAUUUCUUUUGUAGUCUGGUUAGUUGCUGGAGUAGCUAUUUCGCUUUUAACUCUCAGUUUAUUUCUGCUAUUCACUUCAGAAGCAAAUAUGAAAUUUGUGAAAGCUCCAAAAUUGUUCAAAGUAUUUUGGAUUGUAGUGCGUUGUGUUCUUCGUCAAGAUAUUAGAAUAAAAUUCAUCAGAUUGAAGACAAAGUACAUGAUUUUUGGAAUUUGGAUGUUAAUGGCAUUCGUUUUGUCUUCUGGAUAUUUGGGUAUUCUUCCUUCCUUCUUGGUCUUUCCAGGGAAAGAAGUGAUUCCGCAUAAUUUUGUUGAAUUGUCCAAAGCUGUAGAAGAGGAUAAGUAUCAAAUGGAAACUAUCCAUGAUUCAGCGCCUAGUUUUUUGAUUCGUCUAACCGUAAUGUAUUUCGAUAGAACAGACAACGAACGUUAUCGUAUCGUCAUCAUAGUCGUUAUAUCGAAGGUCAAGAGCACUAUUAAAGUUAUCAAUGUUCAGAAAAGACUGAUUUACUCAUUAAAUUUAAACAAAAUGUUUGAAUUUAUACGGUCGCAUUUUCUGCAUCGUGGAUUGGAUACCUUAAGUAAUGCGUCGCACGGAUUACAAAACGUUUUAUACAAGAAAACUUGUCUGCUCGCUUCUGGAAAUGAUAUCAAACAGGAAAUUCAGGCAUUCGGCCCGGAAAAGUUCUUUGUUUCCACCGAUAAGGUAUACACCGAAUACGAGUAUCUAUGUAUGAAGAAAUCCUUUCCAUACAUAUAUGAGUUUCGAAAAACAAUAAAUAUCAUUCAUCAAUCCGGAAUUGUUGAAAAGCUACAAAAAGAUCAGGAGGAAGACAUUCGAAGGAAAAGGGAAUUUUACGAACCGGUUGAGUUGUUAUGUAAUUGUUUAGUUUUUUUAGAUGUGCAUUAUAAUAAAUUUUUAAAAUAUUUUUAUACUUUGUCUAAUGGCAAGUCUAUUCUUUUAAAUAAUUUAUUUUGUUUAUUUAUUAGGACUUAUGUUGCAUUUCGUCCUGUGAGUUGGUUAGAUACUUAUUUUGAUUUUCUUCAAAGUAAAUCAUGUUGCUUUGAGUAUCCUAACAAAACAUAUUGUCCAUCUAUUAAAGGAGAAGCCUUCUUCUGUUCUAGUUGCAGUAUUCCACGUGGAGUUCGUCCUGAUGGUGAAGAAUUUAUGGAAAAAUUACCUUAUUUCCUAGAGGAUGUUCCUCAUAAAACAUGUUCUAAAGGAGGAAAAGCACAAUUUGCGUCAUCAGUUGAAAUAAUUACAAAAGAUAAUGCAACUGAAAUUGGAGCAACCAAUUUUAUGACUUUUCAUACAAUUCUAAAGUCAUCUAAAGACUUUUAUGAAGCAUUAAGAUGGUCUCGUCAAAUUUCUGAAUGGAUGACUGAAAAACUUCAAAGAAAUAAUACUUCAACUGCUAAAGUAUUUCCUUACAGUAUUGUCCAUGUCUUUUAUGAACAAUAUUUAACAAUGUGGCCUGAUACUUUGAAAAGUCUAGGAUAUUCAGUAGCUGCUAUUUUUAUUGUCACUUUCCUAUUUUUGGGUUUGGAUUUACUUUCAGCCUUAAUUGUCAUUAUAACCAUUGUUAUGAUCAUAAUUAAUUUAAUGGGAUUAAUGUAUUGGUGGAAUAUUUCAUUAAAUGCAGUGUCUUUGGUCAAUCUUGUUGUGGGUGUCGGUAUAUCUGUUGAAUUUUGUUCUCAUUUAACACGUUGCUUUGCCAUCAGUCCAGAACCCACUCGUUCAAAACGAUCUGAAGAUGCCUUGAGACGAAUGGGAAGUUCUAUUUUAUCUGGAAUUACAUUAACAGAUUGUGGAAUUCUUGUUCUUGCUUUUGCCAAGUCCCAAAUAUUUCAAGUAUUUUAUUUUAGAAUGUAUCUUGGAAUAAUUGCUUUUGGCACAUUGCACAGUUUAAUAUUUUUACCAGUUCUUUUGAGUAUUAUUGGCCCUCCAGUAAAUAAACAGAAAAUGUAUGAUCAUAUUCAUCUAGAAGAUUUGCCAUCACAAGGAAAAAUUGAAAACACUAAUACAUCUAUGUAACUACAGCAGUACUACCAUUUGUAAGCAGUACCUGCAUUCAUCAUUUUUUUUAUCAUGUAACAUUGUGUCCAGCACUAUAGUAAACUUUCAAACAUGACCAGUAAAAUAUCUGUGACAAGUGUGUAGUUCUUGUUGCAUCAUUAUAGAAAUGUUUUUAACUCUGGUUGAAUGCCAGUUAAUGAAAAGGAGUUUAUAUUUUUUCUAAAUCAAGAAAUUUGAAUUCUGUUUUAACAUUCUGGUCAGUCAAUGCUUAGGGAUCAUUUUAUAAAGGACUCAUUAUACAGUAUUAAUUUCUUUUUGCUUUUUUUUAAUGAAAUUAAUUUUAUUUUACAUUAACUGAAAGUGUUGCUAAAGCUGGAUGAGAAGCUGAUGAUCAAUUCCUUCAACUUUAAGACUUUGUUACAUUGCUUAGUCUAUUUAAAAAUCAACACAUUUAAGAGAUAAUCAUGUUCAGUCAAUGAGAACAAAUGAUUGAUUUGUGAUCAUUUCCAUUGUUCUUGUGCAUUUAUUACAUUUAAAAAUGUCACCAGGUUUAGUCAAAGAAAUAAUUUGGAUGACUUCUACAAUGUAAUUUCUUCAACACUAUAUAGUAUAAAAGUUAAUGUUUAAUCAGAGGAACGUAGUAAAUCUGUCAAAUCAUAAAUGUAUAUGUAUAUAGUUAAGAUUUCAAGAACUUGAAAAUAAUCAAACACAUUUUUUUAUUUCCAAAACAAGGAGGAACAAUGAAUUAUUUAAAUAUUAAUCUUUUUAUUAAAAUAAAAUACUUCAAAAUGUUAAGUUAAUUAUUUGUUUACAAUAUUAUGCACCUUUGUGAUUCUGUUUAAUGAAAUAUCAUCUACUAUGUACAUAUUCACUUGCUGGAAAUUUCUUUUGAAUUUGAAAUAAAAAUUAUAAAUUAAACAUGUUAA